Messenger RNA from Serpula lacrymans var. lacrymans S7.9, 3638 nucleotides. RefSeq lists its product as uncharacterized. Gene Ontology annotation, biological process: actin cytoskeleton organization; signal transduction. The coding region runs from base 28 to 3189 and encodes 1053 amino acids. NCBI's taxonomy places the organism in Eukaryota, Fungi, Basidiomycota, Agaricomycetes, Boletales, Serpulaceae. The record is from RefSeq and is a predicted model, not a curated record. The transcript has 13 exons. Gene Ontology annotation, cellular component: cytoplasm.
AGAAUAUGCUCGGCGUGUGGAAAUCCUAUGCAGGGCGCUUUCGUGCGCGCAUUAGGCACGGUUUACCAUCUGAACUGUUUCAAGUGCAUGGAUUGUGGAGAUGUCGUGGCCUCGAAAUUCUUUCCGAUUGAUGGGCCAGAUAACAAGCAACAACCUCUCUGCGAGCGGGACUACUUUCGUCGUCUAAACCUUAUAUGUGCUAAGUGUGGUCUAGCUUUGCGAGGCAGCUAUAUUACGGCAUGCAAUAAAAAGUACCACGUGGAGCACUUCACUUGUUCAAUUUGUCCAACGCUGUUCGGUCCUCAGGAUUCAUACUACGAGCAUGAUGGUGAUGUUUAUUGCCACUUUCAUUACUCUACUCGUUUCGCCACCAAGUGCGCAGGAUGUAGCAGCGCGAUUCUCAAGCAAUUUGUGGAGAUCAAUCGCAACUCGCGCGACGAAUGCUGGCAUCCUGAAUGUUACAUGAUCAACAAGUUCUGGAACGUUAAAGUAGUUUCGCGUAGGCCAAACAGUGCUAUAGCCGAGGGUGGCGAGAGUGAGCCACCGUACGUAGAAGAAGAACAAAAGGAGACAUCGAUCUCGUUGAAGGAGAAACAGGUCAGGAUGGAGCAGUUGGUCUAUCGCAUAUGGACGGUUCUGUCUGCAUUCGAAGAAUCGAGUGCUGCUUGUAUUUCCGAUAUGUUGCGUCAGGUCAGCAAUGGCCAAUACUUGGAUGCCAUCAGGAUGGCAGAGAAGUUCAUUUUACACGUCGAAGUCCUUUUUGGAACUAUUGAUGAUCUCGAAUAUUACUUCUCCCGCCUUAAUAUGAAAGGGAUGUCCCACGUGCGGGAAGCGAGGAUGCUCUGUCGUAAAACUGUCGAUUUAUUCACGCUACUGUCGCGUACGCAAGAGACUGGCUCACGGAGGAUGGGCAUGACGCAAGAACUACUCGCGCUUGUGACAGGGAUCGCUCAUUAUCUCAAGAUCUUGAUCCGUAUAGCGUUGACCGGUGCCCUGAAACUGGAGAGAGAGCAGAGUGUUCGAGAGGCGAUGGCAUCCUUCCUCGACAAGCUUCAUCUACUCGCUGUUCAGGGUGGCGAUCCCACAGCCCGGCGGAUCAUCAAGAUAAGCAAUCCUCCGUCAGAUCGGUGUGUUAAGUGCAAUCAGGCGGUGGAGGAAGAUUGUGUGCGGCUUGGAACAUAUCAGCGAUGGCAUUCGCAUUGCAUACAGUGCGGUGUUUGUGGAAAGGUUUCUGCUGACACGCCGUCGUUUGGUGAAGUACCAACAGUCACUUUAUGCACAGAUCACAGUCAUGCUACGUGUCGAUCUGGAUUCCAAGCUGUAUCGAGAUUGGAGCAAUAUGCCUUCCUGUUGAACAUUGCCCUUCGUCGACUUUAUUUGGUACUCAAACAGCAAGGCGUUGUACCUCUUUCUCCUGUUGCGGGUUCAACCCCAGCGCAAAUUCCAAAGUCGACGGAACAAGAUCCGUACCGGAACUCUGGUGAUAUCAUGCGUAUGAAGUCCGUGCACCUCGAUCGCAAGUUGUCGGCCACGGCUCGUCUGCCCAAGCGCUCCACAAUUGUUGAAAGUCCAGCUGGUCGGACGGUCCAUCCUUCCGAUACCCUACAUACUCAUCGAGCUCCACAAGAAAUCAAGGUUCCGCAACCUCAGCUGGAUGAAUCAGCGCCCAAUUCACCUGCUGGCGGCAUCGAGGAGCCACCAUUACAUGCACCCGAUGACGGUAUCACCUUGGCUGACAUCCCGCAAUUGAUGGAAGCAGCGCAAGCGCGAGAGCAACAACGAUCUCUUCCUCGGCAAAGUUCGAUUCCACAUGUUGCCGAGUUAAACGCCCUCGAGCUCGUCAUUGUCAAACAUUGCGCCGUCCUUAUCCUGCAGAAAUCUUCGUUGCGAGAUCAAUUUGAUUUGGACGAGAUAUUGGAGUUAGUGGAGAUAAAGAAAGGUGGCUUUUGGAACAAGCUAUUCAAAGCGGGUAACGAUAAGAAGAAUGUCAAGAAAAAGGGUGUCUUCGGUGUUCCGCUUGAACUUUUGGUUGAAAGAGAGGGCGCCGAUUCGUUAUUGGGUGCCACAAGAGCAACCUUGAGAAUACCAAGCUUCAUCGACGAUGUUGUAUCUGCUAUGCGGCAAAUGGAUAUGUCAAUUGAAGGCAUUUUCCGUAAAAAUGGUAAUAUCAGGGGGCUCAAGGACCUCACUGAAGCCAUUGACAGGGACGCUUCUUCCGUGGAUCUCACACAAGAUACUCCUGUCCAACUGGCAGCACUGCUUAAGAAGUUCCUCCGAGAGCUACCCGACCCUCUCUUGACGUUCAAGUUGCAUCGGUUAUUGAUUGCGUCACAAUCUGUCCCGCAAGACUCAGAGAGAAAGCGACUUCUUCAUAUGGUUUCGAUCCUUCUUCCCAAGAGUCAUCGGGAUACAAUGGAGGUCCUCUUUGUGUUUUUGAAAUGGGUCGCCUCAUUUGCUCACAUGGACGAGAAAACGGGGAGCAAAAUGGAUCUGUCCAAUCUGGCGACUGUCAUCUGUCCCAGUAUACUGUAUUCACGUGGCCGCGACGCCGUCCGGGACGAAAGUUUCGGGGCUAUCAAAGUGGUCACUUCCUUGCUCGAGAAUCAAGACGAGUUCUACACUGUUCCAGAGGAGUUCCUAGCGAUAUUGCAUGACCAGGACUACUUCUCGAAUAGUCUGGAAUUGCCAAGUCGCGACUUUUUGAAGAAAUGUGAUACUUAUCUGCGUUUGAAGUCCAGCGGUCGAGUACCUGCACAAGGCCUAUCGCCUCCGUUGAGUUCACCUAUCAGCAGCAAUCCGCGACCUUCUCCAUCUGGAUCCUCUAAUCCGGACCGACCACAGCUGGUGACAAUGCCCACUGAACCGCAGAUACGGAACGGUCGGCAACAAUCACCGCACCCUCAUCCUGGAGUACACCAUGCGCCUAUGUCGUAUCCUUCUCCCAUACACCCGACAUCGCUUUCACAGGGCAUGGCCAUGAUCCAGGGACAGCAACAGCCCCGAAACCCUCAGCUCACAGAAGGCGACUGGGCGGCUUCUCAGCGGCCGAUAUUGAGCGGUGGCCCGACCUCGCCUUCACCACGACCUUCGUCGUACAUACCUCCCAGAUCAAGCGGCGAGCAUACACACUCAGCGUCUCCGCCCAAUGGUAAUGGUCACCCACCUGCUGCAAUGCGACAGCGUACAUGAUCUUGUUGUGCUGAGCUCUUUUGUCACUUACUUUUGAUUGUCUGACACAAUUCCGCUCGUUCGUUUUUGCGCUACCUCUUCGCCCGCAUUUCACUAGCGAGCUUACUCUCUUUUCUGAGCAUUUUGAUUUCGCAUUAUCUGUACUUUACCGUAUCGCUUUCACUUAACAGUAUGACACGGACGAAUAUCUUCGCAGUACUUAUGAUACCCGUGCAUUCGUAUGUAUGCAUUUUUGUUGAAAAUGAAUUCGAUAUUUUCGUCAUUUUCAAAGCAUGCUCUCACGAACUCGGGGGCAAAUAUCAUUUGGUCUUUUUGAGUAACCUUUUUGAAAGGGACAAUUAUCUUCUAGAUCAGAAACGUUGUUCACACAAACGUGAUUAGAGCCUAGCCCAUACUCGCAUGCCGCAUAGUAUUUUGAGUGUAGUAAAGACAAUGGAACAUAAAGCAAU